Messenger RNA from Exophiala dermatitidis NIH/UT8656, 1014 nucleotides. Its product is annotated as threonine aldolase. Gene Ontology annotation, biological process: L-threonine catabolic process; glycine biosynthetic process. The transcript has a single exon. NCBI's taxonomy places the organism in Eukaryota, Fungi, Ascomycota, Eurotiomycetes, Chaetothyriales, Herpotrichiellaceae. The record is from RefSeq and is a predicted model, not a curated record. Bases 1 to 1014 code for a protein of 337 amino acids. Gene Ontology annotation, molecular function: L-allo-threonine aldolase activity. Gene Ontology annotation, cellular component: cytosol.
AUGGACGACGAUGUCUUCCGGGAGGACAGCACUACCAAACAGUUCGAGGCCGACAUGGCAGCGAUGGCUGGUCACGAAGACGGGUGCAUCGCGGUGUCCGGCACCAUGGCCAACCAGAUUGCGAUGCUGGUGCUCUUUCAACAGCCCCCAUACUCGUUGUUGACUGACAGCCGUGCGCACAUUGUGCAUUUUGAAGGUGGCGGCACCUCAUUCCUGACAGGAGCGUCGGUGCAGGUUGUGAAGCCCUCAAACAACCGCUACCUCACGUUGGAGGAUAUCCAAUGCAAAGCCAUCUUGUCGGACGACAUACAAAAGGCGCCGACCAAGGUCAUUUCGCUGGAGUGCACGGCGCACGGCGCCAUCACGCCGGUCAGCGAGUUCCGGCGCAUUGCUGAAUGGGCACGCAGGCGCGGUAUCCGCCUACACCUGGACGGUGCUAGGCUUUUCGAGGCUGUUGCCGCGAACGCUGGCAGUCUGCGUGACUAUUGUUCCCUAUUCGACACAGUCUACCUGGACUUUGCUAAAAAUCUUGGUGCGCCCAUAGGCACGAUGCUGCUGGGGUCGUCCACCUUGAUCCGCCGCGCCCGUCACGUCCGCAAGGUCCUCGGAGGCGGCGUGCGUAUGACAGGGAUGAUCUCUUCCGUCUCACGUGCGGCCGUGGAAGCCAACUUUGGCUGGGAUGGCCGCGGCAGCAAGGCACAUCAGUUACGGCUCUCGCAUCGGUGGGCGCGCAUGCUGGGUGAAGCGUGGCAGCGAUAUGGAGGCCGAUUGACACGGCCGGUUGAGACGAAUAUUGUAUGGUUGGAUAUCAAGCGAGCAGGCUACAACGCCGCCACAUGGGAGCGACUUGGGCGUAAGAAGGGAGUGAAGCUCGAUGGGCCGCGUGUCGUUGUGCACCAUCAGAACAGCGACGAGGCUCUGCAACGGAUGUUGGAGCUCUUCCGAGAGUGCUUGUCACCGUCCGCGGCAGUCAGCACCGGCCCAGCCACUCCCGCAGCCCAACCGAUGUUGUAG